Lachancea mirantina is the source of this 2700-nucleotide messenger RNA. The record is from the annotation of a GenBank genome assembly. Lineage: Eukaryota; Fungi; Ascomycota; Saccharomycetes; Saccharomycetales; Saccharomycetaceae.
AUGCCUGAAAAACUAAGUUUUAAGGACAAAGUAGUGAUUAUUACUGGUGCUGGCGGCGGAUUGGGCCGCGUGUAUGCGCUGGAAUUCGCGAAAAGGGGUGCAAAAGUGGUGGUGAAUGAUCUGGGUGGCAGUUUGAAAGGCGAGGGCCACAACGCGCGAGCGGCCGACGUGGUGGUUAACGAGAUCAAACAAGGGUUCAAAAAUGGAGAUGCAGUGGCGAACUACGACUCUGUGACCGACGGGGCUGAAAACAUUGUCCAGACUGCGCUCCGCGCGUUUGGACAAGUGGACGUGGUGGUGAAUAACGCUGGGAUUUUGCGAGACGCGAGUUUUGGCAAAAUGACACCGCAGGCGUUCCAAUCGGUGCUGGAUGUACAUCUGAACGGCGCCUACAAGCUGACCAAAGCCGCUUGGCCGCAUAUGAAGCAGCGGAAGUUCGGCAGAAUCAUCAAUACUUGCUCUCCUGCCGGACUGUAUGGGAAUUUCGGGCAGGCCAAUUAUUCAGCGGCGAAAUUGGCGCUUGUAGGGUUUUCUGAGACUUUGGCGAAAGAAGGAUUCAAAUAUAACAUCUGCGUGAACUGUAUUGUACCCCUGGCGAGGUCCAGAAUGACCGAGAAAAUCAUUCCUCCGCAUAUUUUGAAACAACUGGCGCCUGAAAAAAUCGCGCCGCUCGUGCUGUAUUUGACGCACGAGUCCGUGAAUGUGACCAACUCGAUUUUCGAAUUGGCCGCUGGAUUUUACGCGCAAGUGCGUUGGGAACGUUCCUCGGGCCAGAUUUUCAAACCAGACCCAAAAACGUUGACUCCCGAAGCGCUGUUAAAGGAAUGGGGUCAUAUCGUAGAGUUCAAGGACAAAUCGUUCCAAAAAGUGGAACAUCCAGUGCAACUUGCAGAUUACAAUAUGCUUAUUACGAAAGCACGUCAAUUACCGGCCAGCGACCAAGGAAAUGUGAAAAUUGAAUCCCUCAAGGACAAAGUUGUCAUUAUCACGGGCGCAGGCGGUGGAUUAGGUAGAGCACAUGCGCUUUGGUUCGCCAAGUACGGUGCCAAAGUUGUCGUGAACGAUAUUCGUGCUCCGGAACCGGUGGUUGACGAAAUUAACAAAUUGUACGGGUCCAAUCGGGCCAUUUCAGACAAGCAUGACGUUGUCGCAGAGCCCGAAGCGAUUGUCAAGACCGCAUUGGAUGCGUUUGGUACUGUUGACGUACUCGUCAACAACGCGGGUAUAUUACGGGACCGUUCCUUUGUGAAGAUGACCGACGCGGAAUGGGACGCAGUGCUAAAAGUACAUUUGGUGUCCACGUUUGGGCUUUGUAAAGCCGUGUGGCCCAUUUUCUCGCAUAACAAGAAAGGGUGUAUUUUGAAUACCACUUCUACCUCCGGAAUUUACGGCAAUUUUGGACAGGCUAAUUACGCGGCUGCGAAAGCCGCAGUGCUUGGAUUGUCCAAGACUUUGGCCAUUGAAGGUGCCAAGAUCGGUAUCAGAGUCAACGCGGUAGCGCCUCAUGCAGAGACCGCUAUGACCAAGACCAUCUUUUCGGAUCGCGAGCUGCAAAACCAUUUCGAUCCUGCACUUGUGUCUCCGUUCUUUGUAUUGCUGGCCAGUGACGAGCUUUCCAAAGUAUCAAAGGCGCCCGUCACGGGCCGGUUGUUCGAAGUCGGCGGUGGUUGGUGUAGUGAAACCAGAUGGCAGCGUGCCGAGGGUGCUGUGAGCAUGUCACCGGAUCCAGAAUUUUUGCGGGAUCAUUGGAGUCAAGUGUGCAAUUUCAAUGGACCCGAGGUGACGUAUCCUACUUCGACUCAGGAUUCUUCAAUGGCCAUUUUGCAAGCGGUUACCCAAGCGGCCAAAUCUGCGUCUGCAAAGGAUCUGUUCAAGUACACCGAGCGCGAUGUGAUCUUGUACAACAUUGGACUUGGAAGUACUAGCAAAGAACUCAAGUACACGUAUGAAAAUGAUGCCAAUUUCCAAGUGUUGCCCACUUUUGGAGUUAUCCCAUUCAUGUCCAGUGGAAACGCGAUCAAUUUGAGUAAACUUGUUGAUAACUUCAACUAUGCGUUCUUGCUACACGGGGAACAAUACUUGAGACUCAACCAAUUCCCUUUGCCUACCAAGGGCUCACUUAAGACCGUUGCCAAACCCGUACAGGUGUUGGACAAGAACGGUAAAGCCGCGGUCAUCGUAGGUGCCUACGAAACCACAAACGCUGCCACUGGAGAACCCUAUGUUUACAAUGAAGCUACAUUCUUUGUUCGCAAAGCCAAAGUUCCUGCAUCCAAAGUCAUUAACGGGUCUCGUCCCAAAUUCGCGGUACAAAAUUUCCCGAAGCCUUCGCGAUCGGCUGACUUUGAACUGGAAAUCAAGACCGAUGCAGACCAAGCGGCCAUUUACAGACUUUCCGGCGACUACAAUCCUCUGCAUAUCGAUCCCAACGUAGCCAAGAUGGUCAAGUUUUCUCGACCCAUCUUACACGGCCUGUGUACUUUGGGUGUGACCGGUAAAGCACUCUACGAGCGAUUCGGACCUUUCAAAGAAAUGAAGGUACGUUUCACAAACGUUGUGUAUCCCGGUGACAAACUCAAAGUUCGCGCCUGGAAAGAGUCCUCGGACCUUGUAAUUUUCCAAACUCUUGACGUGGAUCAAAAUUAUGUCGUUCUUGACAGUUGUGCCAUUCGGCUGUUGGGAUCCAAGUCGAACCUAUAA